Syzygium oleosum is the source of this 1378-nucleotide messenger RNA. RefSeq names its product peroxidase 5-like. NCBI's taxonomy places the organism in Eukaryota, Viridiplantae, Streptophyta, Magnoliopsida, Myrtales, Myrtaceae. Gene Ontology annotation, biological process: hydrogen peroxide catabolic process; response to oxidative stress. Gene Ontology annotation, molecular function: peroxidase activity; heme binding. Gene Ontology annotation, cellular component: plasmodesma; plant-type cell wall. The record is from RefSeq and is a predicted model, not a curated record. The coding region runs from base 1 to 1014 and encodes 337 amino acids. The transcript is spliced from 2 exons.
AUGGGCCGCGGAAGCUCUGGUGCUCCGGCAUUAGUCUCUUGCGCGAUCAUAAUGUUCCUCUCCACGUCUGCGAUGGCUUCUCUUCCAUCUAAGUCUUCGGCUUUGAAAGUGGGGUUCUACAAAUCGACGUGUCCACAAGCGGAGGUGAUUGUGAGGAAUGCUGUGAAUAAGGCUGUCUCUCGCAACCCCGGCAUCGGUGCCGGUCUCAUUAGGUUGCUGUUCCAUGAUUGUUUUGUCAGGGGCUGUGAUGCUUCUGUGCUCUUAAAUUCCAGCCCCGGAAAUAAGGCGGAACGAGAACAUUUUGCAAGCCAUACCUUACGAGGAUUUGAGGUAAUUGAUGAAGCGAAAGCCCGAUUGGAAGCCUCAUGCCCCAAGACGGUAUCAUGUGCGGACAUCCUCGCCUUUGCUGCUCGCGACAGCGCAUACCAGCUAGGAGGAAUUAGCUACGCGGUUCCUGCCGGCCGCCGCGACGGCCUUGUCUCACUCCAAGACGACAUCUUACAGAACCUGCCGCCCCCUUUCUUCAACGCGAAGCAGUUGGUGGACCUUUUCGCUAGCAAAGGGCUGUCUGUGGACGAGAUGGUGACGCUCUCCGGAGCACACUCGAUUGGCGUCUCGCAUUGCUCCGUCUUCUCGGAGCGCCUCUACGCUGUUGACAACGUAACCGAUGCCCAUGAUCCGCCGUUGGAUGCCAAGUACAGGGCUUUCCUCCGUACCAUUUGCCCGAGGCCACAGAGCGGAAACACAGCCAGCGAUCCGCUGGUGGCAUUGGACUCGACGCCAACCCGUUUGGACAACAAGUAUUAUCAGGAUCUGCAGAAUCACCGUGGGAUAUUGAUUUCGGACCAAACCUUGUUCUCAAGCUCUGCAACGGCCGACAUGGUCACUGACAAUGCUCGCGACAAUAAAGCCUGGAGUCUCAAGUUCGCAAAGGCCAUGGUGCGCAUGGGCUCCAUUGAGGUCCUCACAGGCUCACAAGGUGAGGUCAGAAGACGGUGCAGCUCUGUGAAUUAAAGCUGCAUUUGCGCACAUGAAGUUCUUUCAUGUAGAAUGUUUCAUAUCAAUUUGUUCAGUUUCUGAUUCCAAGUGAGUUCAUUCUUUAGUAUUGUGAGAUUUGCUGAUAUUAAGGUCAUAUAAAAUUUGUUGCUAUUUAUGUUUGGGAGUUUUGCUUCUCUCAAAUUUCGGAGGCAAAAUUCCCAUAGAAGGACACAUGACUCAUGAGCAUACUAGGGAUCGUUUCUCUUCUUUUUUUCUUUUUCCUUUUCCUUUUUCAUCUUCUUCCCUCAACCCCAACUACAGAAGCUCAGCGCCGCGCCAACCACCUGUCUCCAACAUAAAUCCUUGCCAACGCGGUCCGUUGCCACUGCCGCCACCAUGG